This is a messenger RNA of Puma concolor (puma), 4176 nucleotides long. NCBI's taxonomy places the organism in Eukaryota, Metazoa, Chordata, Mammalia, Carnivora, Felidae. The record is from RefSeq and is a predicted model, not a curated record.
AUGGAGACGUCCGCCUCAGUCACGGCCACGGAGAAGAAAGACGCCAAAAGUGGGAGCCUGGAGGGUGUCGCUUUCCCCGACCCGGGCAGGAAGGCCUCUGCUCUCGCGGUGGCCACGGCGGCCGCGGCAGCGGUGGCUGCCCAAGGAGUGCCACAACACCUUUUGCCACCGUUUCAUGCUCCCUUACCGAUUGACAUGAGACACCAGGAGGGAAGGUACCAUUAUGAGCCCCACUCUGUCCACGGCGUGCACGGGGCACCACCCCCAGUCAGUGGUUCCCCAACCCUCUGGACCCGCAGCAUCACUCGGCUUGCUCCACAUCCUUGUUAGCAGGGUAAUAGCCCCCUGUUUGUGCCUCAUCCCUACGUGAGCCCCCACAUGGAGCAUUACCUCCGUGCCAUGCACAGCAGCCCCACACUCCCCACGAUCUCUGCGGCCCGGGGCCUCAGCCCCGCUGACGUGACUCCCAAGGGGUCGGACCCCAGGCCUGAAAUCUCCACGGCGAAGCGUUUCGCUGCCUCCACAUUGAGCCGCCGACUCCGGAACGUGGGCCUGUGCUUCUCCACGCCUCUGCUGAUGACCCAGCCAGCGAUGCGCUGGCGCGGAGCGGAGGCGGGCGGCGUGUCAGCAGGUGGCGAGGGUGGGGCUCAACUGUGGGAACAAGGCACCAACACACCAACCCUGCAGCCAGGGCAACCUGCCGCCUCCCUGGAGGAGGAGCACCUGUGGGGUCUAAGCAGCUCUGAGCAGACAGAAGGGAAGAAGGCGGGCAUCACGAGCCCAGGAACAGCCGAACACAGGCAUGGAGGCAGGCUGCGCGUAGCAGAGUUCCUUACAGUGUCGCGCUUCUCCAGCCCACGGGUGACGCCCCGCCUGAGCCGCAAGCGGGCGCUGUCCAUCUCCCCGCUGUCAGACGCCAGCCUGGAUCUGCAGCGGAUGAUCCGGACGUCACCCAACUCGCUGGUGGCCUACAUCAACAACUCCCGCAGCAGCUCGGCGGCCAGCGGCUCCUACGGCCACCUGUCAGCAGGCACCCUCAGCCCAGCCUUCACCUUCCCCCACCCCAUCAACCCGGUGGCCUACCAGCAGAUCCUGAGCCAGCAGAGGGGCCUGGGCUCAGCCUUCGGACACACCCCGCCCUUGAUCCAGCCCUCGCCCACCUUCCUGGCCCAGCAGCCCAUGGCCCUCGCCUCCAUCAAUGCCACGCCCACCCAGCUCAGCGGCAGCGCCACCUGUCUGAGCGACGCCACCCAGAACAAGCAGAACAGCGAAUCGGCUGUGAGCAGCACCGUGAACCCCAUCGUAAUUCAUAAGCGCAGCAAGGUCAAGACAGAGGCAGAGGGCCUGCGGCCAGCCUCCCCGCUGACCCUGACGCAGGAGCAGCUGGCUGACCUCAAGGAAGACCUGGACAGGGACGACUGUAAGCAGGAGGCCGAAGUGAUCAUCUAUGAGACCAACUGCCACUGGGAAGACUGCACCAAGGAGUACGACACCCAGGAGCAGCUGGUGCACCACAUCAACAACGAGCACAUCCAUGGGGAGAAAAAGGAGUUCGUGUGCCGCUGGCAGGCCUGCACGAGGGAGCAGAAGCCCUUCAAGGCCCAGUACAUGCUGGUGGUGCACAUGCGCCGGCACACGGGCGAGAAGCCCCACAAGUGCACGUUCGAGGGCUGCUCAAAGGCCUACUCCCGCCUGGAGAACCUGAAGACGCACCUGCGGUCCCACACUGGGGAGAAACCAUAUGUGUGUGAGCACGAGGGUUGCAACAAGGCCUUCUCCAAUGCCUCAGACCGCGCCAAGCACCAGAACCGCACCCACUCCAAUGAGAAACCCUACAUCUGCAAGAUCCCAGGCUGCACCAAGCGAUACACAGACCCCAGCUCUCUCCGGAAGCAUGUGAAGACGGUACACGGCCCAGAUGCUCACGUCACCAAGAAGCAGCGUAACGACGUGCACCUGCGCGCCCCGCUGCUCAAGGAGAACGGGGACCACGAGGCCAGUGCCGAGCCCGGGGGCCGGGGCUCGGAGGAGAGUGCCGAGGCCAGCAGCACCAGCCAGGCCGUGGAAGACUGCCUGCACAUCAAAGCCAUCAAGACCGAGAGCUCCGGGCUGUGUCAGUCCAGCCCCGGGGCCCAGUCGUCCUGCAGCAGCGAGCCCUCUCCCCUGGGCAGUGCCCCCAACAACGACAGCGGCGUGGAGAUGCCGGGGACUGGGCCUGGGAGCCUGGGAGACCUGACAGCUCUGGAUGACACGCCCCCGGGGGCCGACGCCUCAGCCCUGGCCGCUCCCUCUGCUGGUGGCCUGCAGCUGCGCAAACACAUGACCGCCAUGCACCGGUUCGAGCAGCUCAAGAAGGAGAAGCUCAAGUCACUGAAGGAUUCCUGCUCCUGGGCCGGGCCGGCUCCACACACCCGGAACACCAAACUGCCUCCCCUCCCGGGAAGUGUCCGCCUGCCCGGCCACGCCAGCGCCGACGGCGGCCUGGCCCGAGGCGCCUACUCGCCGCGGCCGCCCAGCAUCAGCGAGCACGUGGCCACGGAGGCCUUGGCGGUGGGAGCGGACAGCGCCGGGCCCGAGGUGGGCCUCAUGCUGCCCGAGGACGACCUCGUGCUGCCGGACGACGUGGUACAGUACAUCAAGGCGCACGCGGGCGGUGCCCUGGACGACAGCCCCUCACAGGCCUAUCCCCCCGAAAGCACCUGCUUCUCUGAGAACCCCAAACUGCCCAGCCCGGGGCUGCACGGCCCCCGCAGGAUGGUGGCUGCGGACUCCAACGUGGGCCCCUCCGCCCCUGUGCUGGGAGGCUGCCAGCUGGGCUACGGGCCCCCCUCCAGCCUGAACAAAAACAACAUGCCUGUGCAGUGGAAUGAGGUGAGCUCCGGCACCAUGGACGCCCUGGCCAGCCAGGCGAAGCCUUCACCCUUUUCGCAGGGCAACCUGGCUGUGGUGCAGCAGAAGCCGGCCUUCAGCCAGUACCCGGGCUAUAGUCCACAAGGCCUGCAGCUGAGCCCGGGAGCCCUGGACAGCGGGCAGGGACACUUCCAGCCCUGCGGGGGAGGCCCCUCGGUGCCUAGGAUAAAUUACAUGCAGCAGCUGCGGCAGCCAGGGACAGGUGGUCAGUGUUCCAAUAUGACCACCACCGUGAGCCCCCACACCAAUUACGGCCAGGCCCACCCCCAGCUGAGUCCCAGUGCCAUGGGUGGGACCUUGAACCAGUACCCCCCGUCCUGUAACAACAUGGCAGCCAAGCCAGUCCACUUGGGGCUCCCCCAGCAAAUGGAAAUCGCUCCCGAAGCCAGCAUGAUGGGCAGCAGCCGCAGGGAACUCGGAAUCACCAAUUCAGCCCUGGCCGGGAUGCCUCCGCUUCACUCCACCCAGAGCUACCCACAGCAGAGCCAUCACCUGGCAAACCCCAUAAGCCAGGAGAGCUACCGCCAAGGCCCCAACCUUCUACCUGCCCAGCAACCUGGCUUCAUGGAACCCCAGCAGGGCACCGCGGGGGUACCCGGAUCCAGCUUCGGCCUAGUUCAACCCCGGCCUCCCGCCGAGCCCAGCCCCGCCGGCUGCCACCGGGGGGUGCGUGCCGGGGUGCAGCUGGCCUACGCCAGAGCCACCGGCCACGCCAUGGCUGCUGUGUCGGCCCAUCAGGAGAUGGCAGAUGCGCCCAAGGGAGCAAUGGGCGGCGUGGUGUCCCGGCCUCCCCAGCCCCCCCCGCAGGACACGGGUGGGGUCCCGGACCACAGCAUGCUGUACUACUAUGGCCAGAUCCACAUGUAUGAACAGAACGGAGGCCUGGAGAACCACGCAGGCUGCCAGGUCAUGCGGCCCCAGCCACCGCCGCCACAGGCCUGCCCCGACAGCAUCCAGCCCCAGCCCUUGCCCUCUCCAGGGGUCAACCACGUGUCCAGCACUGUGGACUCCCAGCUACUGGAGGCUCCCCAGAUUGAUUUUGAUGCCAUCAUGGAUGAGGGCGAUCACUCGAGCUUGCUCUCAGGCACCCUGAGUCCCAGCCUCCUCCACAGCCUCUCCCAGAACUCCUCCUGCCUCACCACCCCCCGGAACUCCCUGACUCUGCCCUCCAUCCCCACGGGCAUCAGCAACAUGGCGGUUGGGGACAUGAGCUCCAUGCUCACCAGCCUGGCAGAGGAGAGCAAGUUCCUGAACAUGAUGACCUAA